Messenger RNA from Fimicolochytrium jonesii, 1840 nucleotides. RefSeq lists its product as uncharacterized. Gene Ontology annotation, molecular function: DNA-binding transcription factor activity; protein dimerization activity. The record is from RefSeq and is a predicted model, not a curated record. Lineage: Eukaryota; Fungi; Chytridiomycota; Chytridiomycetes; Spizellomycetales; Powellomycetaceae. The coding region runs from base 222 to 1553 and encodes 443 amino acids. The transcript is spliced from 4 exons. Gene Ontology annotation, cellular component: nucleus.
CUGUAAUACAGUGUCAGGGCAUAUUUGGAGCUGUCGGUGGCGCGCGUCAUGUGAGCUCACUCCUCAGGUCGCAUGUUCCAAUUCAAUCAACUUGUGGGCAAAGAAAAAGACGGGCGAGAUUCAAAUAUAGCCGUCCGGCGAAAGCACGGGAGCUCACACCGACACUCGCAAGUCACGUUUUCCCCAACACCUUUCGGACAAGCACCACCAGCACUGCAGCCAUGGCGGACGAUCAUCACCACAACCAGCAUCACCACAACCAGCAGCAGCAGCAGCAGCAGCAGCUCCAGCUUCAACAUCAGCAGCUGCAGCAGCAGCAGCACACGCACCAUCCACAGGAGCAACAGCAGCAGCACCAACACGUCGAAGGUUUCCCAGCGCCUGGUAGCGUGGAUAUCCCGGGUGCCAAGGCCGACGCUCCGGUGGAAGGCUAUCAUGACGUCCACGGCCAGGGUGACGUUCGUCUGGACCGCCAAACUCCCAACCCGCUACCAACCAGCCCGCCACAGCAUAUAGCGACUUCUUCAGCGCAACAGACUGCUGCGGACCACGCUGCCGCGUUAGAACAUCAUUUCCUGCUACAGCAAGAUGGCCAGCAUGGACAAAUCACCGCAGAAGAGCUAGAUGAGCAUGUGCAACAGGUGGUCCAACAAAUUGCCGCGCAGCACGCUGAAAGCGUUGCACAGCACGCCGCCGUCCAACAGGCCGCAUUGGAAGCUGCUCGGCAAGUCGUUCAGCAGGCCGUUGCUCAGCAUCAAAGCGGUCAACAGGCGCAACACCACCAACUCGGCGGGGACGCCUCAUCUGUUGCCGGCGACACCCAGUCGCUCAUAGCUCAAAGUCCCGGCACACCACGAACCCUUCCCGCUGACUUUGCGACGCCACCUGGUUUGGAAGCAGUCCACUUCGCAGCUGCCGCCGCUGCUCAAGCUGCAGCGCAACAGGUUGCCGCUCAAGUAAACGCCUCUGGGUCGCCACCAUCUCAAUCGCAAGAUACUCCAGGGGGCGAAUCCAAGCUGCCCGUAGGAUCCGAGGAGUGGAUCAAACAACGUCGAUUGAACCACAAGGAGGUGGAAAGGAGGAGGCGUGAAACUAUCAAUGAGGGGAUCAAUGAAUUGGCCAAGCUUCUGCCGGAAGGCGAAAAGACGAACAAGGGCCGUAUCUUGUCGCGUGUCAUUCAGUACAUUCAUCAAUUGAAGGAGGCAGAAGCCAACAACUUGGAGAAAUGGACACUCGAGAAGCUCUUAUGUGAACAAGCUAUUUCUGAAUUGGGAUCCCAAGUGGAACAGAUGCGGGUAGAAAACGAGGCGCUCAAACAACAACUAGCUGCGUACCAUGCGCAAGUUGGGUCGCACGAGGAAGAAUUGCGUCGAAAGAAGCCGCGGCUUGAUAGUGAACACUAUCAGGAACCGGACCUCGUCCCACACCCUCACGUACAGAUUCCGGAUAUGCCACAAAUCCCUCAAAUUCCUCAGAUUCCUCAGAUUUCGCAAAUCUCGGAGCUACCAGGAAUACCGCAGGACGGAUCCCUCCACGCCAUCUCGCAAGUCUGAGAAUCGAGAAAAAAGGUUCGAAUAUACCCUCCUCAUUCGCCCACCGUGUGUACCCGGCACGUCAGUUUCGGAAUGGUUCUGAGGACCGUUGGCCUGUUUUGUGGGCCAAACUCUUGUGUGCGUUCUUGCCUUUUCGUUUGAUUUCCUGUGGGCCCCUCGUCCUUGGAGACGGAGAACGGUCAGAAUCAGUCGGUGCCUGUUUCCGUAUUAAUCUGGGAGCUCGUUAGUACUAUUCAUCAUGCUUUCCUAUCUCUGUCAAUACAAAAGUAACCCCUCUCGAAGAGAAC